AUGGAAGAAGCAAUAGUUCUCUACCCAUCACCAACUAUUGGCCACUUGAUUUCUCUGGUGGAGCUAAGCAAACUCUUACUCACCCACAAAUCCUCUCUCUCCAUUCACAUACUCUUGCCCACAGAGCCAUACAGCGCUGGCAAAAUGGAUACAUACAUCGCCGCCAUCUCAGCCACCUAUCCUUCCAUCAAAUUCCACAAUCUCCCCACUGUCACCCUCUCUACCACCACCGCAACCCACCAUGAAACCUUCAUUUUUGAGGUCCUCCGUUUGAGCAAACCUUUGAUACGUGAACAGCUUCUCUCCAUCUCUAAGAAGUAUACCAUUCGUGGCAUUAUUAUAGACUUCCUUUGCACUUCUGGUCUCUCUCUGGCCACAGAUCUCAACAUCCCUGCUUAUAUUUACAUUACUUCUUGUGCUUCCUUUCUUGCUUCUUAUCUUUAUCUCCCUACUCUUCAUGAAAAAACCACCAAAAGUUUCAGAGAUAUAAAGGAGUUUCUUGAUAUUCCUGGCUUGCCUCCACUUCGUGGCACUGACAUGGUCAAGCCAUUUCUUGAUCGUGAUGAUGAUGCCUAUAUAAAUUUUCUUGAUUUUGCCAUUCAAACACCAGAAGCCAAAGGAAUCAUCGUCAACACCUUUGAAGUUUUGGAGUCCGAAGUUAUCAAGACAAUAUCAGAUGGACUCUGUGUGCCGAAUAAUCGCACACCGCCACUUUUCUGUGUUGGUCCAUUGAUUCUAGCUGAUGGCCGGCAAAGAACAGGAGGAGGUAGCUGCAAGACUAGCUCUGAUGAUGGUGUGCCUGAGUGUCUGACCUGGCUCGACUCCCAACCAAGUCAAAGCGUUGUGUUUCUUUGUUUUGGUAGCUUGGGGCUAUUUUCCAAGGAGCAGUUAAAGGAGAUAGCUACUGGGUUGGAAAGAAGUGGCCAGAGGUUCUUGUGGGUAGUUCGCAAUCCACCUGCUGACAAUAUAGGCGUAGCUAUAACAGCACAGGCAGAUCCUGAUUUGGAUUCUUUGCUUCCUGAUGGUUUUUUGGAACGCACUAAAGAGAGAGGUCUAGUGGUUAAAUUAUGGGCUCCCCAAGUGGAAAUUUUGAACCACAGUUCAACGGGUGGAUUUGUGACUCAUUGUGGGUGGAAUUCUACGCUUGAAGCAGUGUGUGCUGGUGUGCCAUUGGUGGCUUGGCCAUUGUACGCAGAGCAAAGGCUGAAUAGGGUAGUUUUAGUGGAGGAAAUGAAGCUUGCUCUGUCCAUGAAUGAGUCUGAAGAUGGAUUUGUGAGUGCCGAUGAGGUAGAGAAGAAGGUCAGAGGGUUGAUGGAGUCUGAGGAGGGUAAAUUGAUUAGGGAGAGAGCUAUUGCUAUGAAGAAUGCAGCCAAGGCUGCAAUGGACGAAGGUGGUUCUUCUCAUGUGGCGUUGUCCAAGCUUGUCCAGUCAUGGAAGCCUGAAAAAUAA
Molecule: messenger RNA, 1449 nt
Organism: Dovyalis caffra
Lineage: Eukaryota; Viridiplantae; Streptophyta; Magnoliopsida; Malpighiales; Salicaceae
Source: the annotation of a GenBank genome assembly